AUGAAGAUCUCCCAUCCCUUUUCCUGCAUCCUUCUGCUCAGCAUCGGUGCAUGCUUUCCUUUGGACAAUGGACAAGGUUUAGAAUUCCCCGGAGAAGAACUGGAGGCCAUGCUGGAGCAACCUGACUUUGGGGGAGCCAGGAGAACCCCCAAGAGGCACCAUUCACCCCAGCAAGGCUUCAGCUCCCUCUUCAGCUUGGCCCAAGAGCCACAGGGCUUUGGGAAAGAUAAAACGGGCACCCGGUUCCGGUUUGGGAGGCAGCAGGGUGGCCGAGAGGAUAAAAAAGAAGCGGUCAACUCUCUGCCAGCAGAGGAUGGGGAGAAGAGGGCUGGUGGACUCCAGAGUCUUGCAGAGGAGCUGAAUGGUUAUCACAGGAAGAAGGGGGGCUUCAGCUUCCGGUUUGGGAGGCGUGGGAGAAGAACUAGGGUUUGGGAGAACAGAGAAACCCUGUCCUGCCUGUGUAACUGA
Messenger RNA from Sceloporus undulatus (fence lizard), 468 nucleotides. RefSeq names its product pyroglutamylated RFamide peptide (gene QRFP). Gene Ontology annotation, molecular function: orexigenic neuropeptide QRFP receptor binding. Lineage: Eukaryota; Metazoa; Chordata; Lepidosauria; Squamata; Phrynosomatidae. Bases 1 to 468 code for a protein of 155 amino acids. The transcript has a single exon. The record is from RefSeq and is a predicted model, not a curated record.